CAACUGCUCUCUCUAUGCAGGAAUGAAUCUAGAUGCACAAAUUUGGGCCGCAUAAUGGAAACUCAUUGUCCGAAGCUUUUUGGAGCAUCAUACAAGGAUCCGAUCUCAAGUUUUAAAGAAUUUCAUAGGUUUUCUGUUCAGCAUCCUGAGAUUUACUGGCCAAUUGUUUUAAAAGAACUACCAAUUCACUUUCUGGAAACCCCUAAAUGCAUACUGGAUACCUCUGACAAGUCAAAACAUGGAGGUAACUGGCUUCCUGGUUCAGUUCUGAAUAUAGCCGAGAGUUGUGUGCGUUCGAGCAAUUACCCCAACAAGCAGGAUGAUAGCGUGGCCAUUGUAUGGAGGGCAGAAGGGAAUGAUGAUAAAGAAGUUAAUUGCAUGACAUUGAAACAGCUGAGAGAACAAGUAAUGAUGGUGGCAAAUGCACUGGAAAACAUGUUCUCAAAGGGUGAUGCCAUUGCCAUUGACAUGCCAAUGACUGCCACAGCAGUCGUUAUAUACUUGGCCAUUGUUCUUGCUGGAUUUGUGGUGGUAUCAAUUACUGAUAGCUUUGCUGCACAGGAGAUUGCGGUCCGUUUACGAGUAUCUAAUGCCAAGGCUGUAUUUACACAGGUACUUCUAGUAAACAGAAAAUGUUAACUAAAGGAGUUGCCU
This is a messenger RNA of Nicotiana tabacum (common tobacco), 654 nucleotides long. NCBI's taxonomy places the organism in Eukaryota, Viridiplantae, Streptophyta, Magnoliopsida, Solanales, Solanaceae. The record is from RefSeq and is a predicted model, not a curated record.